GCACACAAACCCGUUCUCCAACCGCACGCAGCACUUCUUCACUCCUUCACGUCCACGGUCCUCUUCGCCCAGAGACCCGCAGGAGGAGGAGCAGCGGGCCGGCGGCACCGAGCAAGAUGUCGCAGCUGUAGACGGAGGAGGAGCGGCUGCUCGUCACGUGGAUCCCCGCGAGGAGGCUUCGGGUCGUUGGGUCCUCCAGCAGUAUUUUCUGUAGCCGCCAUCAUUCUGUGCUGUAAGGCCGACCCCAAAAUGUCUUCCAACGGAGACCUCAGCGACCUGGGGAGCUCCGACAGCUUCUGGGAGCCGGGAAACUACAAGCGGACGGUGAAGCGGGUCGACGACGGCCAGCGGCUGUGCGGCGAGCUGGUGAGCUGCUUCCAGGAGAGGGCGAAGAUAGAGAAAAGCUACGCCCUGCAGCUGAGCGACUGGGCCAAGAGGUGGAGGGGCGUCGUGGAGAAAGGUCCUCAGUACGGGACGCUAGAGAAGGCGUGGCACGCCUUCAUGCAGGCGGCCGACCGGCUCAGCGAGAUGCACCUGGAGCUGCGUGAGCGGCUGGCGGGCGAGGACAGCGAGAAGGUGCGCGCCUGGCAGAAGGACGCCUUCCACAAGCAGAUGAUGGGAGGCUUCAAGGAGACCAAGGACGCCGACGACGGCUUCCGCAAGGCACAGAAACCCUGGGUCCGCAAGCUGAAGGAGGUGGAGGCCAGUAAGAAGAGCUACCAUCAGGCCAGGAAGGAGGAGUGGACGGCGGUUACCAGGGAAACGCACGCCAAGGCCGACCCGACCAAGUCUCAGGAGGAAGUACGCAAAUUCACAACCCGGGCGGAGCGCUGCAGCGAGGAGGCCGAGAAAGGGAAGCAGCGCUACACUAAGGCCCUGGAGGAGCUGAACCGCUGUAACCCCCGCUACAUGGAGGACAUGGAGCAGGUGUUCGACCUGACCCAGGAGGCCGAGCGCAAGAGGCUGCGCUUCUUCAAAGACGUCCUGCUGGACAUCCACACACACCUCGACCUGUCCUCCAAAGACGGGUUCAUGAGCCUGCACCGCGAUCUGGGUCAGACCAUCCGAGCAGCCAAUGACACGGAAGACCUGCGAUGGUGGAGGAACACCCACGGGCCGGGCAUGAGCAUGAACUGGCCACAGCUGGAGGAGUGGUCUCCGGAGGCGAGUCGCUCCAUCAGCAGGAAGGAGCGAGGUGGACGCCACGAGGACGACGUGGUCACCCUCACCAACGUCGUCUCCUCGGGAGGAGGCGACGUCCCGCCCAGUCCCAUCACCAUGGAAACCAGCAGGGUGAAGGAGUAUUCGUCCGACUGGUCCGACGAGGAGAGUCCCAGGAAGGAGGUGAACGGCGUGCAGGAGGCGGAGCCCGAGGACGAGGAGGAGGAGGAGGAGGAGCAGGUAGAGGGGGUGCGAGUCCGAGCGCUCUAUGAUUACACGGGCCAGGAGGCCGAUGAGCUCAGCUUUAAAGCAGGCGAGCAGCUGCUGAAGAUGAGCGAGGAGGACGAGCAGGGCUGGUGUCGAGGACAGCUGAGCGACGGCCAGGUCGGCCUCUACCCCGCCAACUACGUCCAGGUCCCCGCCUCCUGAUGGCCCGCCCCUCUCCGGUCACCCAGCCAAUGGUUACGCUCAAGAUGCCCGGACCGAUCACGAGCCGCUAGACGGUGAAACCAGACGGUUGUUUUUAAACCGACCGUCGAACUCGUCACAGUUUGUUUUUCUGUUCGAGGCUGAACGGACACGAGGACACGGGACGCCGUGGCGUUCUGCUCGCCGCCAUCUUGUUUAGUUACCACUCAUCCACAUGACCUGUGUGAGAGCAACAGGGCUGACUGUGAUUGGCUGAAACAUCUGUCAAUCAAACACGUGCUUUUUUUUAAAGAAAUUGUUUUGACUUUUUGGUGAAUGAGCUUCUUUGCUUUCUUGAGUCUGAUCCCACUUUGAUAUCUCAUGUAAGAAUAAACCCAGCCGCCUGUUAGCUUAGCUUAGCAUAGGUCGGGAGUUUAAAGACUUUUUGUUAAUUGAACGUCACACGAGCAUUUCUACUAACGAUUACCAACAGUUUGAGGAAAUAUUUGGUUCUAUGAUUUAAAAAGUGAAAGUUUCAAACCUGUGUAAAGUUAAAUACUGUGAGACUCCCCAAUGGACCCUUCUCUAAGCCCCGCCCCCAGUGGCUAGUCUAUGGAACAGCUUGUCGGGAACCUGGUCGGAGCUGGCUGAUGCUACGCUAUGAUUGGCCAGUCUGCGUACGAGGGGCGGGACUUAGCAAAGGGUCAGUUACAAGGUCGUGUGUCUAAAAUUGCAAAACAAAAAGGUUCGUAAACUCCGGAUAAUCGACCGUAGAGUUAAACAUUCGAUUCACACGUAGAACGUGGAGCUGAGAACCAAUCGGCUCGUCUGACGAGGAUUACGCUGUUUGCAAUGCUAAGCUAACCGGCUAAUGGCAUAAAUACUGAGAAUAUAUAAAACUAUUUUUAUCAAAGCCUUCGUGUUCUCUUCAUUACAUUAAAUGAACUUCUCGUGGGGGAAAAUAUAAUUUUAAUAGAAAUAAUUUGGGACUUUUUUUCAGUAGUUUUGUCUUUGAUCUAGUGGCCGUUUGAGGAACUGCAGCUUGAGGCACCUCUUCGUCUUCAUCAUCAUCCUCCUCUUGAAAGAGAGGAAACAACCCAAUGAAAAGACUCAGUGCCUUAAGUCUGACCGAGGAACCACAGCUCCCAGUAGAAACCAGUAGAACCUCCCGAUACCUGUAGAACCUCCCGAUACCAGUAGAAACCAGUAGAACCUCCCGAUACCAGUAGAACGCAGUAGAACCUCCCGAUACCAGUAGAAACCAGUAGAACCUCCCGAUACCUGUAGAACCUCCCGAUACCAGUAGAACCUCCCGAUACCUGUAGAACCUCCCGAUACCAGUAGAACCUCCCGAUACCAGUAGAACCUCCCGAUACCUGGACUUCAGUUAUUUUGUAGGUUUUUAGGACUGAAUUCACUUUGUUCCCUUUUCUUUUUAACGUUAGCUGAAUGUUCAUAUGGAGUCAACUUUGAUUAAACUGUCGCUACUGUUUCUUUUUUAAAAUAGCGUUUUUACGUUCUAAUUUAUUCUCUUUAAUGGAGCUUUCACAGGCCGGAGUCCAGCUGGAGUUUCUUUUGUUUUGCUGCGAUCGCGAAGCACACGCACUUCACACGUCUGAAAUAAUAAUGAUAAUAGAUAAUAAGUGAUAAUAUUCUUUCCCUGUUUAAGUUUGUGCGCCUCCUUCUGUCCUGAUAACCCACGAUUAAUACGAGAUCAAUAAACGCUACAGAGCUGCUUCAUUCUUUACUUUUCUUUAAGGAAUUAUAACGUGUACAGAACAUAAAGUGGGAACAAUAAAGAUCUUUCUGCAGCUGGA
Cyclopterus lumpus (lumpfish) is the source of this 3386-nucleotide messenger RNA. It is a transcript of the gene pacsin3, whose product is annotated as protein kinase C and casein kinase substrate in neurons 3. The record is from RefSeq and is a predicted model, not a curated record. NCBI's taxonomy places the organism in Eukaryota, Metazoa, Chordata, Actinopteri, Perciformes, Cyclopteridae. The transcript is spliced from 10 exons. The coding region runs from base 250 to 1590 and encodes 446 amino acids. Gene Ontology annotation, biological process: plasma membrane tubulation; cytoskeleton organization; regulation of endocytosis. Gene Ontology annotation, molecular function: phospholipid binding; protein binding. Gene Ontology annotation, cellular component: plasma membrane; endosome; cytoplasm.